AUGGCCGAGGGCGAGGAGCUUAUUGAGCUUAGAUUCCGCAUUUAUGAUGGGAUAGAUAUAGCACACGGCACUUACGAGGCGUCUAUGACUGUCUCAACUCUUAAGCAAAAGAUUAUUGCUGAGUGGCCUCAAGGCAAAACAGUCACACCAAAGUCGAUACACGAUUUGAAACUCAUACAUGCUGGUAAAGUUCUGGAAAACAACAAAACCCUGGCUGAUUCCAGAAUAACAGUUGGUGAUCUCCCUUUGGGUGUUAUUACCAUGCACGUGGUAGUGCAGCCUUCUAAAGCAAAACAGAAGACAGGUUCAUCAAGUUCUCUUUCUUGA
This is a messenger RNA of Gossypium arboreum, 327 nucleotides long. RefSeq names its product membrane-anchored ubiquitin-fold protein 3-like. The record is from RefSeq and is a predicted model, not a curated record. Gene Ontology annotation, molecular function: protein binding. Bases 1 to 327 code for a protein of 108 amino acids. Lineage: Eukaryota; Viridiplantae; Streptophyta; Magnoliopsida; Malvales; Malvaceae. The transcript has 2 exons.